This is a messenger RNA of Chaetomium globosum CBS 148.51, 1506 nucleotides long. RefSeq lists its product as uncharacterized. The coding region runs from base 1 to 1506 and encodes 501 amino acids. Gene Ontology annotation, cellular component: ribonucleoprotein complex; endoplasmic reticulum; nuclear outer membrane-endoplasmic reticulum membrane network. The transcript has 3 exons. NCBI's taxonomy places the organism in Eukaryota, Fungi, Ascomycota, Sordariomycetes, Sordariales, Chaetomiaceae. The record is from RefSeq and is a predicted model, not a curated record. Gene Ontology annotation, molecular function: mRNA binding. Gene Ontology annotation, biological process: intracellular mRNA localization.
AUGGCUACCGAAACCGCUUCCCCGGCUGCGGCCAACACCAACACCACCGCCACCGAGACCGUCACCAAGGUCUCCAGGCCAGACGAAGAGGCCUACAAGAAGGACCUGGCAAAACUCCAGAAAGAGCACGAUGACGCCCUUGGCCGAUUCAAUGCCGCCAGGGCCAAGCUCGACAGCGCUUUGCCCAAGCAAGGGCAGGAGAGCCCCCUACAGGCACGGAAGAAGGCGUUGCAAGCCAAGGUCGACGAAAUCCGCGCGAAGCAGGGCUCUGGAAAGACUGCCCGAUCCGGAAAGCUGGACCAAAUAAAGUCCCUCGAUGAGCAACUUCGCCGUCGCAUCACCGAGCAGAACGCCGCCCGUUCCAAGGUCGCUUUCAAGAGCGUCGAGGAGAUUGACGCCAAGAUCAAGGACCUCGAGCGGGACGUCGAGAGCGGUAAGAUGAAGUUGGUUGAGGAGAAGAAGGCUCUUGCCGAGGUCAGCAGCCUGCGGAAGCUCCGCAAGAACUUUUCCGUCUUCGACAAUGACCAGAAGGCCAUCGACGAUCUCAAGCAGAAGAUCAAGGAGAUCAAGGACAGCAUGGAAAACCCCGAGGCCAAGGCCCUGAGCGAGGAGUAUAGCAAAGUCCAGGCGGAGCUGACCUCGGUCAGAGCGGAGAUAGAUUCCGUCUAUGGCAACCUGACUGCUCUGCGCAACGAGAAAUCCGAGCUCCACAGUGCGCAGCAGGCGACCUGGUUGGCGCUUAAGAAGCUCAAGGAUGACUACCACACUCAACGAAAGGCCGCCAUGAAGUGGGAGCGCGAGGUGAGGGAGAAGCGCCGAGAACGCGAGCAGGCAGAGCGCGACCGCAUUGCCAAGGAACGCAAGAUGGCUCGGGCUCAGGAGAUGCUGGCCGAGGCCAGCGACCCGGCUUUUGCGGAGCAGAUUCGCCGCGCUAACAACCUGGUGCGCUUCUUCGACCCGACCCACGCCGUCGAGGAGAAGGCGCCCCUGCUCGCUGACAAGGGCCUCGGCGCGUCCGCCCAGCGCAAGGUAAACGCCACCGGCUUCGAGGGCAUGAAGCUCGUGCGCAAGGAGGACCGGGAGGAGGAUUACCUCCCCGCUGUUAAGAAGGGCAAGAAGGGGAAGAAGAGCCAGACCUCUGAGACAACCGCCUCGAAGUUCAGCUGCCCGCCGUCCGUGAUCGAGGACUGCACCUUCGUGGGCGUCAACCCGCCCAUGAGCGCGGCCGAAGUGCCGGAGGUCAUCGAGAAGGUCAAGGGCAAGAUUGCGCAGUGGAAGGCUGACCAGCCGAUCCAGACGCAAAAGAACAUUGACAAGGCCAAGAAGGAGAUUGAGCGCCUCGAGGCCGAGGAGGCGAACGCUAACUCUGGCUCCAACACGCCCAAGGAGGCGAACGGCCAGAAGGGCGACGCCGACCAGGCCGUCACCGACGCCGCGGAGAAGGUCGCCGAGGUCUCGCUCACCGAGGCGAGCGAGACGCCUAAGGAGGUCGAGACCACCGCUUAG